Molecule: messenger RNA, 522 nt
Organism: Bactrocera latifrons
Lineage: Eukaryota; Metazoa; Arthropoda; Insecta; Diptera; Tephritidae
Product: putative inorganic phosphate cotransporter
Exons: 2
Coding region: 3-449 (148 amino acids)
Biological process (GO): monoatomic anion transport
Cellular component (GO): plasma membrane
Molecular function (GO): transmembrane transporter activity
Source: RefSeq, a predicted model, not a curated record
CCAUGGGCCAGCAAAUACCCAUAUAUUUGAACGGCAUGUACGCAUACGAGAUUCAUAUAAAUGCUUUAAUAUCAGCGCUGCCGUUUUUCCUUAUGCUAAUCAGCACUUAUGUGGUCACAAUCACCUCGCAUUAUUUGCUGAAAGUACGAAAAGUGCGUCUGUCGCUAGUGCGCAAGUCAUUAAAUACGAUUUCGAACUGGGUGCCCGCCACUGCAUUGGCGACUAUGAGCUUGCUGUCCAAGGACAAUGCUGUGGGUAAUAUUUCCUGUAUCGUUAUUACAGUUGUCGCAUUUUCGACUUUUACGCUCGGUAGUUCAUUGAAUCACAUUGACUUGGCGCCGAAUUUUGCUCCGCUCCUCUCUGGUAUUACCGGCACAUUUAUAAUGAUAGCGGCCAUUUUUUCGCCCAUAGUUGUGGCAGAAGUCGUAAGGAAUGAGGUUUUGAAAUAGGCAAAGUAUUACUUUUUCAGCAUUAUAUUUAUGAAGUAUUUUGGAGACCUAUUCCCCCUGUCUAUAACAUUGG